Molecule: messenger RNA, 3094 nt
Organism: Drosophila obscura
Lineage: Eukaryota; Metazoa; Arthropoda; Insecta; Diptera; Drosophilidae
Product: AF4/FMR2 family member lilli
Exons: 5
Coding region: 80-3094 (1004 amino acids)
Cellular component (GO): Set1C/COMPASS complex
Source: RefSeq, a predicted model, not a curated record
UAUCGCUUCGGGGCCAGAGAGUAUCAGAAAUCGUUGCAGAAUCAAGGAUUACCUCAACAGUCAGCAGUCAGUCAGCAUUAUGUUUCCGCAGGCAGAGCUGGAGAACUACAAGCUGCAGGUGGAGUUGCUGCAGGAGAAACUGCAACGCAGUGAGGAUAAUCGCCAGCAGUUGGAGCACAAGUUGGACAAAAUACUGCAAAAGCGCAGCGACCUCGACAAGUCCGUGCGCCACAAGAGCCGACAGAAGUACCAGGAAUUUCUCGAGGAGCAGACCCUUCGCAACGAGCGGAACAGGAAGCUCGUCCAUAUGCUGGAGCGGAUUGAUGAGCAAACCGUUGCCAUGUCGCAACGCAGCGAGCGGCUUAAGAUGAUGAAGCUGCAAUAUCAAAUGUACUUUGCGAAAUUGGUGCAGAAUCAAACAUUGCGUUGCAUACAACAGCAGGCGACGCAGGCAACGGCGCCAGGUGGCAGCGGCGUUGGAGUUGGAGUUGCGGCAACGGGUGGUCCCAUCCAAGUGCUGGUGCCACCGCAAGCAGCAGCAGCAGCAUCAGCAGCGGGCAUGCCAGCACAGCCAAUGGCUGCAGCUGCAGCUGCUCCGCCACAAUGGACCCUUGCCAUGGCCACACCCACACAUGGGGGCAUGCUGCUGACGCCCCAGUUCGCCACGCCAAAUGCAGCUGCUCCGCCUGGACUGGCUGCCAUGCCCGUUGCUCCGCAGGGCCUGUACUACCCGGAGCUGUAUGGGGCGAUGGGCGCCUCUCCACUUGGCACCUCCAACUUGUUCGAUCUGCGCGCCACAUUGCGCGCCUUUGAUAAUGAGAAUGCCGAUUUGCCGGAGCGCAUGACUCACUUCAAUGCAGCCACAUCCAGCCAGGCUGCUGCUGCCCUGACAGGUGAUUAUCAGGCAGAGGCGAGUGGCAGAGCCACACCGGCAUCAGCAGCAUCAGCAGGAGGUGGAGCAGCAUCCACGACAACAUCCAUUUCGAUGGCAGGCCAAGACAAAGGAGCGCGGCAACUGAGCAGCACAUCCUCGACACUGGCAACAUCCUCGUUGACAUUUGAUAAAUUGCCAAAGACGUCCUCCUCGAUGACGUUAACGGAGAUGGCCCAGUCACAGCCCCAGCCACAGCCACAUCCCCAUCCCCAUCCACUGACGAGUGCUGCAUCCACUGCUGUCGAUGACGUUGGCGGGCAACCGCAAAUGGCAGCAGCAGCGAGGGGCCAAGAGAUGCGUAGGAGCUGGAGUCGAGAGCAGGAUCACGAGCAGGAGGUGGCUGAUAUGGCUGCCUGGACAAAUUCACGCGUGACUAAAGUCGAGUAUGAAAAAUCACCAACUGUCGUUGGCCAUAAUGAGCCCGGCCAGAGACAGCCCCAUCCACAGCAGCCGCAGCAGCAGCAGCAUCACAAUUUUGAAGCGUACUUUGGUGAGCUAAAAAUCGAUGAGCCCUGGCAGCCAGGAGCAACACCAUCACCAUCACCAUCACAGUCCGCAGCAGACAAACGCCAACUAAACGUGCGUCCCGGCGGGGGGGCGAAUGCAGAUGUGGGCGAGGAUAUGUCCGUGGGAGCUAAGGUUUGCCUCACCAACGAUUUGCUGGACGAAGUCAUUGCCAGUCGUGCGGCACUGGCGAAAGCAGCGGCUGCGGUUGAUGAGCAGCUAGCAAGAGGUAAUCAAUUGUCGCCGCCAGGCGGCAACAACGAACACGCGGCCACUGCCACUGGCCCUGCCCCUGCCGCCUCCAGCCUCACCUCAUCCUCAUCAUCCUCGUGGAACCCUAGGCCCGGAGUGUCGAUUGAGAAUAUUGAAAAUGCCAUUUACGGCGAACGUUUGACAGGAACUGCGACAGUAGCAGCAGCAGCAGCAGCAUCCCCAGCAGCAGCCCCAACAGCUGCACCAACGCAGGGAUUUUUCGAGAAUUUGGUUACCAAUACAUCUCCGCACGAGCUGGCGGACCAACAACACACACUGGCAACGAUAGAGGAGGUGCAGAGGGAGAGGGAGAGGGAGCGGCAGCCGGGGCCAGAGGUUGCCGAUUAUGGGCAAUACGAUGCCAGCAGUUAUGGGGAAGCCAGCGAGCCCAUAUACGCCAGCAUAGAUUCCACCAGUCAGCAGCAGCAACAAGGGGCACCAGCAGAGCCGCUUUAUAGCGAAAUCGGAAAUCCCACAGACUAUCAGCAGUAUGCAACGGAUGCCAGUGUCGAGGCUGGCGCUGGCGCUGGAGCUGCAGCAGAAACAGAAACUGAUGCAGCUGCAGCUGCUGGUGGGGCUGGUGGGGCUGAUGGUGCCGAGGCGGACGCAAUGCAACAGGAGUACUCCAAUAUUGAUUACGGCAACUACGAGGCCGGACAGUACGCGGCCGGCUACGAUCCCAAUGCCUAUCCGGGCUACAUAUACGAUGAGGCCACUGGCCAGUAUAUAGCCGAUCCCAAUGCCGCUCAGUACGCGCCGGAUGGCAGCUAUGCUGGGCACGAGUACGAUGGCAGUGCCGCAAACUACGACUAUGCGUCUUACGGCGAACAACAACAGCAGCAGCAGCAGCCACAAGAGGAACUGCAACAGAUGCAGGCACAGGCACAGGAGCAGGAGCAGGGACAACUGGAACAACAGGAAGCAUAUCCCAUGUCCAGUGACAAUGGCCAGAAUGGGAUGGAAAUGGAGCAAAGCCCAGCACUGGCCAUCACUCCAGCUGCCGCCAUCGAGGCGAAAGUGGAAUCAACCGCCGCCAUCAGCAACACCACCACCACGAUCGUCGCAGCCUCAAAGCCUGUCAAACCCACGUCGAUACUCUCGACGACAGACAAACAAGCGGCGCCUAAUGAUGCGCAGCAGCAGCAGCAGCAGCAGCCGAAGAAGAAGAAGCGCGUUUAUUUCGUUGACAGCAGCGAAACGGAUGAUAGCUCAAGCGCGAAACCAGCCCCAGCCGCAGCUUUAGCUUCAGCUUCAGGGCCUGCCCUGUCCCUGGGCCCAACUUCUGGACCACCGCCAGCAGGAGCAGAAACUGGAGCUGGAGGCUUUAAGCUGGACUGCCACGUGUGCAUUAAAGAGGUGGGUGUCCAUGGCAACCGCCAUGGGAUCCGCUUUGCGGAUGCCUGA